This is a messenger RNA of Triticum urartu, 671 nucleotides long. RefSeq lists its product as uncharacterized. NCBI's taxonomy places the organism in Eukaryota, Viridiplantae, Streptophyta, Magnoliopsida, Poales, Poaceae. The record is from RefSeq and is a predicted model, not a curated record.
UUCAGGACUAGCUAGCUCUCUCGGCCGUCUCCCCACCCCAUCGCCCGAAUUAGCAAGUGUGUGAGAGAGAUCUUGAGGGGCAGGCAUGGGUCUCCCGCUUGAGCAGUGGCGCGGCAGCGAGGAGGCGGACAGCGGCGGCGGCAAGCAGGCGGAGGCCUCCGGGUGCAGGACGCCGAGCGGCUCCAAGGCCCGCGCGGCUGCCGACGGGGGCUGCCCCGCGCCUCCUAGGAAGAGGAGGGCCGCGCCCGGGGCCGUCUCGCAGCAGGGCGGCAGGGGCUUCUACGCCGGCGCCGACGUCGAAGCCUUCUUCGCCGCCAACAACCUCUAGUCUAGAGUCUAGACCCUAUCUAGCAGCAUGCAACUCCAAACUCCUCGGCGCCGACGAUGAUCUAGCUUCUGUGUAUGGUGCACCAGGUUGGGGUGCGUAGUUAACUAGCUAGCUGAGUGAUUUACCUAAGUAUGUAAGUUAGUUACUUCUAUGAGCUUGUGGUCGAUCGGUGCAUGCGUAAUGCCGCAGCGGCAGUGGGUUAGUAGUGUAGUAUAUGUCUACGUACGCUCAUCUGCAUAUUUCUACUAGUUUGUGUGUGUCAACGGCAGUCGUCUGGUGCGUGUCUUCCGACCGUUUCUGUAAGAUAUAUUUGUGAACUAGGUGGAGUUUUUGUUUGCCUUUA